Messenger RNA from Saitoella complicata NRRL Y-17804, 498 nucleotides. RefSeq lists its product as uncharacterized. The coding region runs from base 92 to 436 and encodes 114 amino acids. Lineage: Eukaryota; Fungi; Ascomycota; Saitoellomycetes; Saitoellales; Saitoellaceae. The record is from RefSeq and is a predicted model, not a curated record. The transcript has a single exon.
GGAGAAGAGGUGGAAUGGCAACGGUGGCCCUAUGUAGGCUGACGGGAGGAUUUUUGGAACUUUUUGUACUGGGUCAGGUCGGGAGAGACAGAUGUUGAGAUACCAUCUAUCAUCAUAUACCCUGGUUUACCCUGGUUUACCCUGGUUUACCCUGGUUUACCCUGGUUUACCUUUUGUGCGCCUUCCCAAGACCUUCAUUCUUCACCCACAUCCUGUUUCAGAAUCUGGACUCUGGCAGCUCGAUACCGUUCGCACUUGUCUAUUACAACAACGAUCGUACAUUGGAGAUAACGGCGAUACAGGCCGGAUCAGCUGUCUAUCUCUCUUCAGCAGGAGCGGGCCGAUCCCACGACUAGUACCGGACAUGGGUCUUAUGGGUGGGCAUCACGCAAGUGACGCAAAAACCACGCUUUUGAUGUCAUGGAAGACUAUAUAAACCAAUGACAAUCGUGUUCAGGAAACUCCGACGUGCCAAUGAUAAGUCUGGUGGGCGACGUU